Arxiozyma heterogenica is the source of this 315-nucleotide messenger RNA. Its product is annotated as YciI family protein. The coding region runs from base 1 to 315 and encodes 104 amino acids. Lineage: Eukaryota; Fungi; Ascomycota; Saccharomycetes; Saccharomycetales; Saccharomycetaceae. The record is from RefSeq and is a predicted model, not a curated record. The transcript has a single exon.
AUGGUUGAAUGGGUUGCUAUAGUUUACGAUAAGCCAGGUUCUGACAGAUCCAUCUGUAGACCAGAACAUUUAGCUGGUAUUCCACCUUUAGUAGAACAAGGUAAAUUAGUUUGUGCUGGUGCUAUUUAUAAUGAACCAACCACUCCAGGUGGAGAACGUACUUUUGCAGGUUCUCAUCUACAAAUUGUGGCUGAUACAAAGGAAGAGGCUUUGCAGUUGAUUCACAAUGAUGUUUUUGCUAAGAACGGUAUUUGGGACUUAGAUAAUAUUAUUCUUUAUCAAUUUGGUUGUGCCGUUCGUAAGGCGAAGAAUUGA